UACGUGAGUGCAAAUCAAAAAUGUUAGCUCUCAGGAAUAAGAGCAAGCAGUAUAAAUACGACUGCCGGGUAACAGGUCGGCUUAGUCGAAGCUGUAAGGCGGGUCGCUGCAGAUGCUGUAAUAUCAUGUGUGUGUGUGUUUACUAGUAUGAAAAAGCAGAUCAAGCAGAAGAGCCAGCAGUAUAAAUUGAGGAGGGCAUGAGUCGUCAGUUGGACUAGUAAAGCUGUUCAGGGACUUACAUGCCCAUGGAUGUGCGCAUCAAUAUGCCCUGGGGCUAUGUGGUAGGCCGCUGGUAUGGCAAUCGCCAGGUACGUCCAAUACUCGCCCUGCACGGCUGGCUGGACAAUUUGGGCACUUGGAAUGAGCUGCUGCCGCUGCUGCCCAAGCACCUGGGCGUGCUGUGCAUUGAUCUGCCUGGGCAUGGCUUCUCGUCCAAGCUGCCGGAGGGGAUUGCCUAUCAUUUUGUGGACUACCUGUGCGUGAUACUGCGCAUUAUGGAGGAGUAUGGCUGGCAGAAGGUGUCGCUAAUGGCCCAUUCCAUGAGCGCCAUGCUGUGCUUCAUCUUUGCCUCGCUCUACCCGCAUCGCCUCGACAUGCUGAUCAGCAUUGACAUUGUGAGGACGCGUUACCGCAAGCCACCCUCGCAAAUCGAAUACCUGCGCACCAAUAUAGAGCGUUACAUGGUCGAGGAUGAGCGUUUCGCCAAUGCGAAGCGCGAGGAGCCGCCAUCCUAUACGUGGCAAGAACUGGAGCAUGUCCUGCACAAGGGCUCAGAUGGCUCGGUGUCGCUGGAGAACUGCCAUCAUAUAUUGGACCGCAAUGUGGCCAAAUCGACCAAAUACCCAGACAAGUACUAUUUCUCGCGAGACGGACGCUGCAAGUAUUACUUUGAGUUCCACACAAGUCCGCCCUUUGCCGCCGAACUGGCCCGGACCAUACGCAAUGUGCCCUAUUGUGUGAUCAAGGGCUCCGAGUCGAAUUUUAUAGAUGGCGAAAGUCAGGAGGUUAUUGACAUACUGCGCUCCAAUAAUCCACACUUUGAACUGCACGAGGUGCAGGGCACACACCAUGUGCAUCUGAACAAUGCAAAGGGCGUCGCCGAAAUAAUCAACCCAUUUAUAUUGCAUCACAGGCCACCGCAUCUGGAGACCUGGACGGUGGAUGAGCAGGAAGAAUUGCCAGAGGUUGUGCAGAAAUUCGCCUUAGCCGUGGACGAGGCCGAGAAUGUGAAGCGGAGAAAGAGAAAAAGCAACCUAUAGCUGCUGCACUCAUCUCUGAGCAGUUAGUCAGCAGCGAGAGGUGCAACAAAAACAAUUAAAGGUUUUAAAAAGUUAGGUUUAAUAUAAACCAGAAUUUAGAUAGAAUUUUAAAUAAAUCAAAUUGUAGUUAAACAGAAACAGAAAAUCGUAAUUUACGCUAUUUUCUUGAUGCGCAGCAAAAUACCUAUGACUA
This is a messenger RNA of Drosophila virilis, 1452 nucleotides long. RefSeq names its product probable serine hydrolase. Lineage: Eukaryota; Metazoa; Arthropoda; Insecta; Diptera; Drosophilidae. The record is from RefSeq and is a predicted model, not a curated record.